UCAAGAACGUACACGUUUCGUUAGGAGGUAUAUAUGUUCAGUAUCUAAUCGAUUUUAGGUGUGUUAUUUGACUAAAUAGCCACUUUAACGUGAACGUAGGUGUAGAACCCUAUAGUACACAUGAAUCGACAAAGUACGAAUAUUAGAAUACUAAUCUCAGCACAUGGACCUACAUAUUGACAUUUUCGUUCCAAGUAACCCGAUCAGAGUAACUGUAGUUACUCUCAUCCGACAUGGCGAAGGACAUAAACGUGGCGUCGGCGUUAAGACUACUACAGCUGCGCUCAGUACAGGUCAGUGUGUGCCUAAUUUCGCUCAUCGUUACAGUGGUCCUGUACGCACAAAAGAACGAAAAGCCCAUAUAUUCAGAUACCAUAACUGCCACAAAGACAAUUGGAAAAACUAUGUAUUCUAGGAAAGAUUUAUGGAGAGAGGACAACCAAUCUGUUCACUCCGACAUAUCGUCAACAAAAAUUAUUCUUUCAUAUACACCAGCCAGGUGGUUUGACGAGUGGGUAGGUACAAAGUGGAAUACCACCAAUGUGUUCCGAACAUGUCCAGUGUCGAAUUGUGUUUUAACACAGGACAGGACAAUGCUAAAUGUAGCUGAUGCAGUCCUGUUCAGAUUGAAUGAUCUAGGGACGUGUAGGACUAAAUUUAAACAAGGACAAGUAUGGGUUUUAUUCGAACAUGAGUCCCCAAACUAUGCUCAUAAGUCGUUAAAGAAAUGUAAUAACAAUCUCGUAAAUUGGACGCUCACAUAUCGGCGGGAUUCUGACUUCAUGUUGGUACACGGACAGUUCCCACAACACGACACAGGGUACAAUGUGAGUGGGAUGUACCAAUUAUUGCGAUCGAAAUCAAAGACAGCUGUUGGCUUUAUAAGUCAUUGCAAAGCUCCUUCAAAACGAGACGAAUUUGUACGCAAACUUCGAUCAUACGGCGUGGACAUUGAUAUAUAUGGCAAAUGUGGAAAUCUUACGUGUGGUGGGGGAAAAGACACUAAAUGGAAGGGCGUGUGGAAUGUGACGUCAGGACAUAAAGAUAACUGCUUUGAUGUUCUAGACAGUCAGUACAAAUUUUAUCUUUCUCUGGAAAAUUCUUUAUGUAAAGAUUACGUCACAGAAAAGUCCCUACAUCUUGUAUUACGUCAUCAAAUUGUGCCGAUAAUUAGAGAUGGCGCCAAUCGUUCACUAUAUCACCCCCCACACUCCUAUGUUGAUACAAAGGAUUUCAAAAGCAUAAAAUCGCUUGCAAAAUAUAUCAAAUAUUUAUCAGAAAAUUUUGACGAGUAUUUGCAGUUUUUUAACUGGAGGAAACAGUAUUCUGUUGAAACUGUAAGUGGUGUUUUACAAUCUGUAUUUUGUGAUAUGUGUAAUCGCAUGCAUAAUCAGCAUCGUUACAAACGGUUGUACAAUAAUGUGAAACAUUUUUAUGAAAAAUCGCAUGGAAGGGAGACAAAUAAACAUAUCUGUAGAAACCGAUUGAUAUAAAAUUGGUUUCCUGACAUGGUUUUUGGAAUUAAUUUUGACAAGCAGCGUUUCUUUCAUGAAUCGAGCUACAUUGUUUCAAUUCUACAACAGUAGAAUGAUUUUGAUGAUUUAUAACAAAACAUGUACUGUGGUCAAGAUAUUAAUCAUUAUAUAGCCGAUGUCAUAUCAGCGUAUUCAAGUUCUAUUUAUGAUUAAAUGCGUUAUUUUGAUUUCCUGUCAAUAUCAUUAAUUAACCAUACAUGUAAUAUAUAUGUAAUAAAAAAUA
Molecule: messenger RNA, 1758 nt
Organism: Mizuhopecten yessoensis (Yesso scallop)
Lineage: Eukaryota; Metazoa; Mollusca; Bivalvia; Pectinida; Pectinidae
Product: alpha-(1,3)-fucosyltransferase C-like
Exons: 2
Coding region: 234-1493 (419 amino acids)
Cellular component (GO): membrane
Molecular function (GO): alpha-(1->3)-fucosyltransferase activity
Source: RefSeq, a predicted model, not a curated record